GCGUGGAAGAGGCGCGGGAGGCCCUGGGGCCAUGGAGCCUGGGGAUACAGCGCGCCCUGGCUCACGGAGGGUGGUUGGGGCGCUGCCGCCGAGGCUACUGCCGCUGCCACUAAUGCUUCUGCUGCUGGGUUGGGGGCUGCGUGCCGGGGCCGCGGCCUCCUCCUCUGGGGCGUCGGCCGAGGACAGCAGUGCCAUGGAGGAGCUCGCCACGGAAAAGGAGGCGGAGGAGAGCCAUCGGCAAGACAGUGUGAGUCUGCUCACCUUCAUCCUGCUGCUCACUCUCACCAUCCUCACCAUCUGGCUCUUCAAGCACCGCCGGGUGCGCUUCCUGCACGAGACCGGGCUGGCCAUGAUCUACGGACUCAUCGUUGGGGUGAUCCUGAGGUAUGGAACCCCUGCUACCAGUGGUCAUGACAAGUCACUCAGCUGUAGUCAGGAAGACAGGGCCUUUAGCACCUUAUUAGUGAAUGUCAGUGGGAAGUUCUUCGAGUACACUCUGAAAGGAGAAAUCAGCCCUGGCAAGAUCAACAACGUAGAGCAAAAUGACAUGCUACGGAAGGUGACAUUUGAUCCAGAAGUAUUUUUCAACAUUCUGCUGCCUCCAAUUAUUUUCCAUGCUGGAUAUAGUUUAAAGAAGAGACACUUUUUCAGAAAUCUUGGAUCUAUUCUAGCUUACGCUUUCUUGGGGACUGCUGUUUCUUGCUUCAUUAUUGGAAAUCUCAUGUAUGGUGUGGUGAAACUCAUGAAGAUUGUAGGCCAGCUUUCUGAUAAAUUUUACUACACAGAUUGUCUCUUUUUUGGAGCAAUUAUCUCUGCCACUGACCCAGUGACCGUGCUGGCAAUCUUUAAUGAGCUGCAUGCAGAUGUGGAUCUUUAUGCACUUCUGUUUGGAGAGAGCGUCCUGAAUGAUGCUGUUGCCAUUGUGCUGUCCUCGUCUAUUGUUGCCUACCAGCCAGCAGGGCUGAACACUCACACCUUUGAUGCCGCUGCUUUUUUUAAAUCAGUUGGCAUUUUUCUAGGUAUAUUUAGUGGCUCUUUUACCAUGGGUGCUGUAACUGGUGUUGUGACGGCUUUAGUGACCAAGUUUACCAAGCUGCACUGCUUCCCCCUGCUGGAGACAGCGCUCUUCUUUCUGAUGUCCUGGAGCACGUUUCUCUUGGCGGAGGCCUGUGGCUUUACAGGUGUUGUUGCUGUCCUUUUUUGUGGAAUCACGCAAGCUCAUUACACCUAUAACAACCUGUCAGUGGAAUCAAGAAGUCGAACCAAGCAGCUCUUUGAGGUGUUACACUUCCUGGCCGAGAACUUCAUCUUCUCCUACAUGGGAUUGGCACUGUUUACCUUCCAGAAGCACGUUUUCAGCCCCAUUUUCAUCAUUGGCGCUUUUGUUGCCAUCUUCCUGGGCAGAGCUGCACACAUCUACCCGCUCUCCUUCUUCCUCAACUUGGGCAGAAGGCAUAAGAUUGGCUGGAAUUUUCAACACAUGAUGAUGUUUUCAGGCCUCAGGGGAGCGAUGGCGUUUGCCUUGGCCAUCCGUGACACAGCCUCCUAUGCCCGCCAAAUGAUGUUCACAACCACCCUCCUCAUCGUUUUCUUCACUGUCUGGAUCGUUGGUGGAGGCACGACCCCCAUGCUGUCAUGGCUUAAUAUAAGAGUUGGUGUGGAGGAGCUUUCUGAAGAGGACCAGAAAGAACACGGCUGGCAGUACUUCAGAGUUGGUGUUGACCCAGAUCAAGACCCUCCACCCAACAAUGACAGCUUUCAAGUCUUACAAGGGGAUGGCCCAGAUCCCACAGGAGGAAGCCGGACAAAGCAGGAGAGUGCAUGGAUAUUCAGACUGUGGUAUAGCUUUGACCACAAUUAUUUGAAGCCCAUUCUUACCCACAGUGGCCCCCCACUAACCACCACUCUCCCAGCCUGGUGUGGCUUGCUAGCUCGAUGUCUGACCAGUCCCCAGGUAUAUGAUAACCAAGAACCGCUGCGAGAAGAUGACUCUGAUUUCAUUCUGACUGAGGGAGACCUCACCUUGACCUAUGGAGACAGCACAGUGACUGCCAAUGGCUCCUCAGGCUCCCACACAGCCUCCAUGAGUCUGGAGGGCAGUCGGAGAAUAAAGAGCAGCUCUGAGGAAGUUCUGGAUCGAGAUCUUGGAAUGGGAGACCAGAAGGUUUCCAGCCGGGGCACCCCACUUGUAUUUCCUCUGCAGGAAAAUGCAUGACUUUCCCCUAAGCCCUGAGGGAUGGGAGAGACCUCCCAGGGUGGGGGUCAAGAUGGCCACGUGUCCUAGUGUGUCUGAGGUGAGAUGUUGACUAGACUGAACUAAUACUCCUAUUUAAUUGGGGUGUGAAGCUAUGUUACCACUCAAAAUUUAACCCAUGACUCAGAUGGUGGAGCUAAAGUGUCUCUAAAUUAAAACAAAUGCAGACCUAUUCCCAUGUUUUCACAUAGUACUACGCUGCCUCAGAGUUAAACAAAAAUAGCAUGUUUUAAUGGUCUCUUAAUUCAUCUGCCUGUAGUACCUAAGCAAGGUGGAGCAGAUAUAGGGCUUCAUCUGUACACAGCAGUGCCAGGCUAGUUGGCUCGAGGAACAUCAAGUCAAGGUAGGACAGGCUAGAAGAAAGACCAUGAAGAAAGGCAAUUGAAAUCAGACCUCCAAAGUUGAUGGGAUGUUGUCGCUAUCCCAUAUAGAAAACAAUUAUUUGAGUGUAGCUUCUGACUGUACAGGCUCUUGCUAGCAGUAGUCCUUGCUAUGCUACCUGUUUCUCCUAAAUGGAAGAUUUGAACAUGUAUCCAUCAGCUGGGGUGUUAGCUCGCUGGUAGAGUGCUUGCCUAGUAUACACAAGACCCCGAGUUCCAUCUCUAGCAUGACAAAAAGAAAAAGAAAGUGUAUCCAUGAACAUUACAAGAUGAGGGAAGGAAGUACUCAUAGUUUCUUCUCUGGAAAUCUCUAUAAUAUUACUGAAAUGUUUAAAACCAAAGGCAAAUAGUGUUAACUUAGUUUUUCAUUAAUGUGAGGACAAGAUGUAUUUAGAAAUUGGUAAUGGUGGCACUGUAAAAAAAAAAUCACUGAACAUUUGUGGCCUA
Messenger RNA from Jaculus jaculus (lesser Egyptian jerboa), 3081 nucleotides. RefSeq names its product solute carrier family 9 member A7 (gene Slc9a7). The transcript is spliced from 17 exons. Gene Ontology annotation, cellular component: membrane; recycling endosome. Lineage: Eukaryota; Metazoa; Chordata; Mammalia; Rodentia; Dipodidae. Gene Ontology annotation, biological process: regulation of pH; proton transmembrane transport; sodium ion transport. The coding region runs from base 32 to 2215 and encodes 727 amino acids. Gene Ontology annotation, molecular function: sodium:proton antiporter activity. The record is from RefSeq and is a predicted model, not a curated record.